Messenger RNA from Neurospora tetraspora, 1523 nucleotides. RefSeq lists its product as uncharacterized. NCBI's taxonomy places the organism in Eukaryota, Fungi, Ascomycota, Sordariomycetes, Sordariales, Sordariaceae. Gene Ontology annotation, biological process: protein deubiquitination. The transcript has a single exon. The record is from RefSeq and is a predicted model, not a curated record. Bases 263 to 1252 code for a protein of 329 amino acids. Gene Ontology annotation, molecular function: cysteine-type deubiquitinase activity.
GGUACGGUACACAGGGUUAGGGUUACAGCGGUACCUUGAGCUGCCAUACCCCGCCACUGGCCCACUCGCGUACGAAUUCCAUGUUGGGAGUUUCUCGAGUUCGCUUGCCCGUCCUCCCUUCACUCUUUUCAACCACAACGACGCAUUCAGACCUACGGCUACCUGCACGGGACAUUCGCGCCUCACCCUUCGUCAUAUUAGAACUCGCUUGAAUUUACCAUUCUCUUUCGAGGUUUAACAGGUUCUACAAGAGCGAGCAAACAUGGAGUCCGAAACCCUCGAGCAACUGCAAGCUCGGCAUCGCAAGGAGCAGAGAGACCUUGUGUCACGCAUCACAAACAAGAAGAAGAACGCGACCAAGAAGACACGCAAGGGCGUCAACGAUGAAUGUGCCCAACUGGAAAGCGAACUGAAAGCGAGACAGGAGGAGGAGCUCAGGAAGUUGCAAGGAGGCGACGACGGCCACAACAACGACGAGCAGGCCCAAGAGCCCGAGGAAGAGCAAAACGCCGAAGAACCAACGACAGUCAACGAUGUGACCGAGCAGCUACAGAAGACCACAGUCUCUGAUCAGUCGAGUAAAACAAGUUCCCCUCCUCCGGUGGAACAGUCCUCCAGCGGCGGAGGAAAGAAACGAAACCGCCAGAAGGAGCGUCUCGCCCGGCGGCAAGCCGAAAUAGAAGCUGCUGCAGCGGCAGCCGAGAAAGAGGCCUCGAGUAUGGUGGACCAUCGCGGUAUCGAGAAGGCAUACAUGUCGCGCGAAUUCAAGGCGCAUUUUUUGGAAGAGAAGGAUAUCGAGCCCGAUGGGCACUGUCUGUUUUCCGCAGUGGCAGACCAACUGGUCGUCCACGGGCUCCCAGUAGAUGGCCCGUUGUCCAAGAGCAAGGGGACGCAAACACAAGAGAAGCUGCCGCCAUAUAGGAUGGUGCGUCAUACGGCGGUUGACUACAUGGAGAAACACGCGGACGAUUUUGCGCCUUUUCUCGAGGAGCCCUUCGAGACCUACGUGGCCAAGAUACGGGAUACAGCAGAGUGGGGUGGACAACUGGAGCUGACGGCGCUGGCAAACGUGUAUAACGUCGAGAUCAGGGUGGUGCAGGACGGUAGGACCGAGGUGAUACAGCCCAACGCUGUCGCAAAUGGGGAGAGCAAUGGGGACAAGGAGGAGCUGAAGGUCCUGUGGUUGGCGUACUAUCGCCAUGGAUAUGGGCUCGGUGAACAUUACAACUCGCUGCGCAAAGCAAGCGCGUGAGACGGUGAUUUGCCAAAAGGCGAGUUAUCAAGCAAACGAUCAGAGUGUCACCCUCCCCUCCCUGUUGCUAAGUUGCUCUCUCCCACACAAAGUAACUGGUACCGAAAAGGUUUCCCCUGACCAUCCUUACUGGUGGCUCCAGACCGAGACACGGUCAAUCACGUUUCCUUGGUCGUCGCACCCAGCCUUGUGUGUGUAUGCGGGCUGUAUACGUGCCAGCCGUUUGAGAGCGCCCGGUGUUGUAUCCGCGCUUCCGUCCAUAACCUGUCCC